This is a messenger RNA of Delphinapterus leucas (beluga whale), 2340 nucleotides long. It is a transcript of the gene NAGA, whose product is annotated as alpha-N-acetylgalactosaminidase. NCBI's taxonomy places the organism in Eukaryota, Metazoa, Chordata, Mammalia, Artiodactyla, Monodontidae. The record is from RefSeq and is a predicted model, not a curated record. Gene Ontology annotation, biological process: glycoside catabolic process; oligosaccharide metabolic process. Gene Ontology annotation, cellular component: cytoplasm. Gene Ontology annotation, molecular function: alpha-galactosidase activity.
GACCUGCGGUCUUUGGGGACGGACCUGGAGGGAUUACGGAGCCUGGUCCCGGCCCGCCGCUUCCGUUCUUCCUGGGCGUCCUCGAGCCUGUCGCUGCCUCUCUCUGACCCCAGUCUGGCAGAGGGCCGCCCUUGGGCGCUCGGGGUUCCCAGCAGUGCAGAAGGGGUGCGGUCUAACGUCCAAGAUACCUUGUUUAGUAUUUCCUCCGGAAGAACCCAGGCUCGGGGAAGUGAUGGCUGGGGUAGAGGGGGGGAGCGGUGAGAGGGCUUGGGGACCCAGUGUGGGAUCCACACCCAAGGUUAAGGGCGGCAGGGCUAGCCAGGCAGUGGUGACGCCAGUGCUUUUCUAACGUUUCUUAGCUUCCAGAGCCCAACAUAUAGAGCUGGUAAAAGCAGAGCAGAUCUGGUCAGGUCCUGAGACGCUGAGUCCAGAGCGAUGUUGCUGAAGACAGUGCUCUUGCUGGCCUUGGUGGCCCAGGUGCUGGUUCUGGAGAACGGGCUCCUGCGGAAGCCACCCAUGGGCUGGCUGGCCUGGGAACGCUUCCGCUGCAACACUGACUGUAACGAGGACCCAAAGAACUGCAUCAGUGAGCGGCUCUUCAUGGAGAUGGCUGACCGGCUGGCGCAGGAUGGAUGGCGGGACCUGGGCUAUGAAUACCUUAACAUCGAUGACUGCUGGAUUGGUGGACGUGAUGCCAAAGGCAACCUGGUGCCUGAUCCCAAGCGCUUCCCCAACGGCAUGGCCUUCCUGGCUGACUACGCUCAUUCCCUGGGCCUGAAACUGGGCAUCUACGCAGACAUGGGCAACUUCACCUGCAUGGGUUACCCAGGCACCACGCUAGACAAGGUGGUCCAGGAUGCUCAGACCUUCGCCAAGUGGAAGGUGGACAUGCUGAAGCUGGAUGGCUGCUUCUCAACCCCCGAGGAACGGGCCGAGGGGUACCCCAAGAUGGCUGCUGCCCUGAAUGCCACAGGCCGCCCCAUCGCCUUCUCCUGCAGUUGGCCAGCCUAUGAAGGGGGCCUCCCCCCAAAGGUGAACUACACCCUGCUGGCGGACAUCUGCAACCUCUGGCGCAACUAUGGCGACAUCCAGGACUCCUGGAGCAGCGUGCUCUCCAUCCUGGACUGGUUUGUGACCCACCAGGACAUUCUGCAGCCGGUGGCAGGCCCUGGGCACUGGAACGACCCAGACAUGUUGCUCAUUGGGAACUUUGGCCUCAGCUUCGAGCAAGCCCGGGCCCAGAUGGCCCUGUGGACGGUGCUGGCGGCCCCCCUCUUCAUGUCCACGGACCUGCGUACCAUCUCCGCCCAGAACAUGGACAUUCUGCAGAAUCCACUCAUGAUCAAAAUCAACCAGGACCCCUUAGGCAUCCAAGGACACAGGAUUCUCAAGUUGCAUUCAGUCGAAGUCUCUACUGGGAGCUGCUUCGACUGUCCCUCACUUGCCUGGGUAAGAGCAGGGCCAGAGCAGGACAGCUCGUGGGAUUUGGGGAAGGGAGCCAUCACCACACAUGCACACGGGAUCAGUGUGGCCCCUCGGUUUGGAACUACAAAACUUCUACACAAGUCUAUGAUGGCUGGCAGAGAAGUAGGGCUUGCCCUCAGAGUUUAGGAGUUGUUUGAGCCAUGGAGUACAGCUACUACUAGUACUAGUGUAGACUAGCUGUUGAGCACCUACUGUGUGCUAGACAUUCUAGAUACAUUUUCUCAGAAGGUCGAUGCUCCUUCCCCGUUUUACAAAUGAGGAAACUUAGACUUGAAGAGUCUCAGUAACUUUAUACCAAGGCCACACCGUUGGUAAGCGGCACAACAGGACGAGAUGCCGGUAGUGGCACCUCAAAGCUUGUGCUCGUUGCCCAGAUCCUUGCCUCUCUAGUAAAUCUACACCAAUAUAGAAAGCACCUGCUGAACUGGUGAUGCCCAGAGGCGAUAACUAAUCCUGCCAGAGGGGCGGAUGGUGGAGCCAGGCCCAGGGGCCUUCUGGAGGCUGUGGCUUCACCCUCCUGGCUGCUCAGGGCAGAGCUCAUCGUUCUAACUGGACGGUGCCCUCCAGUCCAGUGCCAGGGGCUGUCCACGUCUGUCUCUCCUGUUAUCCUGUAAGCUCUCUGAGGCGGGACCUCAUGCAGCAUUUAUCUGUGUCCUGGCGUGGGGCCUGGCACAGAGUAAGUGUCGGGGAGCGUCUGCUGAGUCAGGGAAGGAAGGAAGGAAGGUGGAGUUAGACGAGUUGCGUGCUGGAGGGCUGUGGUUUCCCCUCCAAGCUUCUGCCUGACACGGAACUGUGGGCUGGCGAGACCCAGAGCUCAAGGGCGGGUUGGGAAGGGAGCUUCAGGGCCUGCUGAGC